Messenger RNA from Ooceraea biroi (clonal raider ant), 4418 nucleotides. RefSeq names its product carbohydrate sulfotransferase 5. The record is from RefSeq and is a predicted model, not a curated record. Gene Ontology annotation, biological process: sulfur compound metabolic process; N-acetylglucosamine metabolic process. Lineage: Eukaryota; Metazoa; Arthropoda; Insecta; Hymenoptera; Formicidae. Gene Ontology annotation, molecular function: N-acetylglucosamine 6-O-sulfotransferase activity.
CCGUUCCUUAGUAGGCCAGGGAUCGUCGCGAUGAACGUUGCUGCUCGCCGGCAGCGUGUUACCCGCGUCUCCGGGUCAGCUCGUAACCUCACGCAACUUCCGUCGUCCUGCCAAGGUCGAACUGAGCAAACACGGCGAACGUCAUAGUCCCGAUGUGCGAUUCCGAGGUGAAAGAGCAAGGCGGAGAAAGAGAGAGACAACGAGAGUUCCGUUGCGUUCAGCGGAUGCACGAUAAAACGGUAACGAAAGAGUACGGGAGAAAGAUAGAGAUAAGGGCGGUCCGAGCCACCCCUCCAGCUUCCCCUUUCCCUCUCCUCGGUUGUAGUUCGCGAAACCUCGUGCCUUAUCGCUAUCAACAGUAGCAGCGAACGGAAUCGCGCGUCCGCCCGGCAUUGGCAUUUCGUGGCCGAAUUGACGAGAAUGCGUCAUCGCGUUCCGCGAGCCGGCUGCCACCCGUCGCGUCAUAGAAACGGCGAACGCGAGGAGGACGAGGUGGAGGACGAGGUGGAGGACUAGGACCGUCGCUGACCGCAGUUAGCUCUCUCUUUCCGCAUUAGAUAAACGGUUAGCUGCGCGUUUCGAUGAGACAGAGCGACGGGACCAGCAAGCGCUUCGCUUCGGCUCCAUUUCACGGCAAGGCAGUUCCAGUUUCCUUGCUCGAUCGAUUUCCUCGCGAGAGAUCGCGCUCGAUGUAAGCCACGAGGAAGCGAAAAGUCAGUGAUCAACGGUCAAGUGCAUGAUGUGUCCGCGAUGCGAUGAUACACCGCAUUGCUUUUACGAACGUGCUGAUAACGCGAGGUUUGCGAGCUGUCCGUGAUGUUCGGCUGUGAAUGUUUUCGCCGUUGUGUCGCGGCACGAUGACGUCCGGCAGAUAAUGCCCGUGGAAGAGUUCCAGUCGACGCGACUCACGAACCGAUGGCGAGGUUUUAUUUAACAGCGGAUUUCAUUUCACAGAAGGAAUAAGGAUGUCGAAGCGGCUGAGUUUCUAUGGUCUGGUAGCCCUGGCGUUCAUCUGCAUCUUGUUCCUAGCGUUUAAUCAGCGCUACAGCUACUUCGAGCAUCGACUGCAGCCGAUGAUAUCGGAUGUUGAAAUAAGGCCACGAACUACCAAGAUCCAAGAACCAGUUACGGUAAGCCAGGCAUAUAUUACGGGAUACACGGACAAUGUCACGAUCACUGAAAUUUUGGAAGUGGUUGAUCAGCAAAGAAGAGCGAUCAGAAGGGAAAUGGAAAAUUACAAAUAUCUAAAUGGACGAUAUGGGGUAAACGUGAGCAAACUUGAAGACCUAGUGAUGGAGAAGGGUGGUAGACCUAUGAGGAGCAUCAUUUUGACGAGCUGGAGAAGCGGCAGCACGUUUCUCGGCGAUGUCGUGAACGCACAUCCGGCCAAUUUUUAUCAUUACGAGCCGCUGCUCGACUAUGGAAUCGUGCAGAUCAGAGAACAGCCAUACGCCGAUGAAUCUCUGACGAGGAUUAUCUCUUUGUUGAAUUGCGAAUACAAGGAUCUCGACCGGUAUCUGAACUAUGGAAAGACUCACCCGUGGGUCUUCAAUCACAACACGCACCUGUGGCGGCAAUGCCAAGCGCAUAAACGCAUAUGUUGGGAUCCGCGUUUCGUUUCCCGAUUUUGCCGGCUCUUUCCAUUUCAAUCAGUGAAACUUGUGCGAUUGAGGCUACAUAUCGCAGAAAGGCUUUUGGCUGAAGAAGAUUUAGGUGUACGAUUAGUUUUACUCGUCCGCGAUCCUAGAGGCAUCCUGCAAUCCAGGAAGCACAGGGAAUGGUGUCCCGCUAAACCUGAUUGCUCCGACCCAGCUCUAGUUUGCAAGGACAUGGAGUCGGAUUUUGAAGCGGCGGUGAAACUCUCAAAGAAAUAUCCGCAUUCUUUCAGGGUGGUGCGCUAUGAGGAUCUAUCCCUAAAUCCUUACCAGCACGUAAACGAGCUUUACAAUUUUUACGGCUUGCACUUUCACGGGAACGUGAAGAGAUUCUUGGAUACGCACACGAAGAACGACGUAGGCGGUGUGUCGAGCACCUUCCGGAAUUCCAAAGCCGCGCCGUUUCACUGGCGAGCCGACUUGGACUUCGAGGAGGUUCGCAAGAUACAAAAGGUUUGUGAGCGUGCCAUGCAAUUGUGGGGUUAUGUGAUGGCUUUAAAUUCCACUCACCAAAAGGAUUUUGAUCCUAUCACGAAUUAUCGGCUCCAGUUGUGACGGCUGGUAGAUAACGUGCUCAAUGUAGAUAUGAUGUAUAGUAUAUCGAUAUAGGAACGAAAGCGAUCGAUAAAGCGCUGUAGUUCGUAUAAAUAUUCAGCGAAAGGUGCUAGAAAAACAGAGAAAGAGAGAGAGAGAGAGAGAGAGAGAGAGAAAGGAAAGAACGAGCGAUCAAUGAGCUACAAGGCGAGGCGAAUAUCAAUUUAUCCUAAAAAGAAGAGAAUUAAUAGACAUAACAUUUUUGCGAAAUUGAAGAGGCUAUUUCUUUAAGAAAGAGACAAACAGGAACAAAGUUUUUUUAAUUGCACGAAGUUAUUACGAGAUUUCAGAGCUACAGAGUGUUGGGCAAAAAUUUAGAAUGAAUUUCUGGAAGCCUGGUAUGUAAGAUAAUCUUUAACCAUAUCGAUAUAAACGUUGCAGGUGCAUUCAAAGUGCUUUUGCAGAUCACGUAAAUCUUUCGACAAAAUAGCGUCUAGUAUACAAACCCCAUGUUUAUUAGCUUUUAACUGCUGGCGAACCGACUAUAAACGAUUUGUGUGUAGAAAUUGGUUAAAUUAGUUAUACGUUUUUUUACGGUUAAAGUUUUCCGUUAAAAUUAUAUCUUUGUUAUCAGUAAGUGAAAUCGAAAUUGUUUUCUUUUCUACAGAUUUAUUUUAAUUAAUAUUUUCACUAUUGAAUUAUGAAACAAAGAGCGACCAAAUAUUAUUUUGUAAUCUUAUAUUAAUUGUUUUAUUUGAAUUGUAUGAUACGUUUGGAUCUAAUAAUAAUGUUACUCGUUAUAAUUUUAUAAAUACUUACACGGAAGGAAUAGAACCAAAAAUAAUUAUUUAAUAGAGAGUGUGUGUCAGUGAAAAAGGAAGAAAUUUAAUCGCCGACGGAUACAUUAAACGAAAACAAGAUCUUUUAAUGUCAAAAUCGAGUUUUACGAUAUUUCGAAUCACCGACAACGUUGUGAAUUUAUAUCUGCGCUGGAUGGCGGAUUUUCAGUGACGAUACUUCAAUGUGAUUCAUAAUAAGUGGAGAAACAUACGAUCGCGGUAUCAAUUAACUCCUUUAUGUCAGUGGAACGUCCGAUCCGUCAUUAAUAAUCAUUCAGCAUCUUUGCUGGCAUGUCGAGGCAAUCGUAGAGAGUCGGGGAAAACGAUCACGUGACUCGUGUCAAGGAUGAGAAUAAGAGUCUCCUCCAUUCCACACAUGGCCUUCGGCACGGCCAAGCGAGUAAUAAUUAAAAAUACAUGAAUGCGAUCGUGCACGCGCGUGAUUUUUAUAAUGUAUACGACGCGGUCGUAUAACACUGCACACAAUUUAGAUACAAGAUAGAGAUAUUAUUACGAGCUGUUUGCUGGCGACUUAGACACUAAGGAUACUUUUUUGAAUCUUUACACGCUAUCGAUUAUCCGGGACAGCUUGGCUGGCCGGUCGGUACACGCGUUAUGUAUACUAUAGUGUAUAAUUAUGUUAAAUUACGUGUAUACUCUCUCUCUCGCGUCCUUGUGUUAAGCACCGAGCGCUAGAUUAUAGUACGCUCUCUGUGUGAUCGAAGAAGUUUUAUCAUGCACUUACUUAAAGUAGCAUUAAUUUCGACAGGUAUACACAUACACACAUUACAUUAUUAAUGUUAUUGUAACGCAGUGCGGAUAUUGGGAAAUCGAAAAUGAAAUACCGUGCCUCUACUCCCCCCCCCUGCUUUUUUUGGGGAACAGUUGUAAGAUCUCAAAAUCCGGACUCCGAUUAUCAAGAUUAUUUUCCUUGCCGUUACCAUCGCGCGUCCAUCGUUAUCAUUUACGGUGUAUAUAUAAGAUAGUAUGCACCCUCGAACACGAGACGGAGAUUAACAGGGUGGCACCCGAUCGACCACGUUAAUAUUGGACGCAGCCAAUAAAAUUAGUCAAAUUUAAUCUAACUCAACCCAACUACUAAGCAAUUUGAUUAUUGGCCUGUGUCCAAUAUUACGUGGUCAAACGGGACGCUCCCAGAUUAAUAAAACGCGAAGUUUCUUGUACGUACGGACGAGGUCACGCGAAAGUGUUACAACGAUGUCGUAAUGGAAUCAUUGCCGAAUUCGCAGUGGUACCUUACGUGAUUCUCGUACCGUUACCAUGUUCUCGCGGAAUAGGUAUCUAGUCCAAGAGGAACGCGUAUUACUUCGCAUUUUGUACCUUACAUUAGAUGUAAUACAAAGGUUCCAAUAAAAGAAUCACAUUUCUA